AUGUUUCCUGCCUACGCCGGAGAUGAGAAAAGUAAAUCGAAUUUCGGUGUCUCUUGGCUUCAGUGCCCCGACUUCAGGGGUACGGAUGGGAGUCCUGGAGCAAAGAGUGAAUCGAGUGACUCGGACGACGAGCUCGUUCAUGCUCUCGAGCGGCAGAGAUGCCGUAACACCGAUGGACGCGCUCAGAAGCGAGAUCGCUCUCCCGGCUCGGACUCGUCGCCUGCUGCUCGGCGGGAACAUGGGACGAAACACCACAAAAAACACAAAAAGAAAGAUAAGAAGCACAGGAAGGACAAGAAACACAAGAAACAGAGGAAGCGUUCGAGAUCUCGCAGCCCAGAUGCGUCGUACCUGAAACGUAAAUGGGCUUUCCUCGAAGACAUAGGUCCAACCAAAAUCACCUACAUCGUCGAUCCCAAGGGCGAUCAGAGCAACAAAGCCUUCGAGCAGUUGCCCCACACCUGCGCAGCUGUGUAUAAAGUACGGAGGGAAUUCCGGCCUCGAAAGAAGACGCGAAGAUACUUCAAAGCGAAAAUGUCUCCUCCGUCGAUGUCCAUAGCAGUCAAUGAGAAACUGAGAGCUUUGAAAACGACAUCUUAUAUAUCUCUUGGAAGCGCAUUGCUCGAUGAGGACAAUGACUCGGAACUACCAAGCUGGCCGAGUCUGAUAAAAGAGCACGCGGACCUAUCGAAUAGAUGUCGCAAGGAACCUGGGAACGUCGAGCUCUGGUUGAAACUAUGCGAAUUUGAGCGAGUUUUCGUGCCGUGCAGCCUAGCUGGAAGCAACAUAGAUGCACAAGCUCUCCGAAAAGCGAUCUUGGAGAAACAAUUGAGCGUGAUGGCGGAGGCCAUUUCCAAGAAUCCGGUAAUCCUCAAGCUCCGUCUCAAGAAAUUCGAUCUUCUGUGCGCGCUCGAUCGUCAGGAUGAAUUGAGUCGCGAAUGGGACGAUGUGCUGAGGAUGAGCGACUACUCGAUCGAGCGCCGAGACCUGAAGAAUGAAAUGUGGUUGAAAUACGCGCAGUAUGCCCGAAGCAAAUUUCGCGUGGUUGCAAAGUUCUCGCUCGAGGAUGCGACUGCGGGCUACAGGAGAGCGAUCGAAGCCUACCGGAGAACGAGGUCGGACGAUAUGUUCCUCGUGGAUCUCAUCGCGGAUUACGCCGAUUUUUUGGUCGAGUGCGGUCACACUGAGAAAGCGGUCUCGACCUUCCAGGCGAUGCUCGACUUCAAUCUCAGUCAGCCGGGCUAUUUGUCCACGGAGCGGAACGAGGACGCCCUGAAAAAAAUGUUUGAGCUUUUCUGGGAAAGUGGCAGUCCCAGAGUCGGGGAAAACGAUCAUGUAGGUUGGGCGCUGUCAAACGACAAUCCCCACCUCGAGCCGCCCGAGGAGAACAGGAAUUUCAAGGAUGAAGACGAAAUUACCUCGUCCGCUCAGCCACUGAACGUUAAGUGGGCGAUGCUCGAAUUACAUCGACAAAAAACUCAAUGGAGACCGGCGAAAAUCAACGCAGAAGAUGUCGAGCAGAUCGUUCUAUUCGACGACAUCGAGAUGUUCCUUUUCCGAACGAGGGAUAGACUCUGCAUCAGGAAGCUGCUAUCCGCAUUCAUGAGUCAUCUGAGUCGCGGCGACAGGAGCUACCUCGGACACGACGAGGGCAGCUCGAAAAUGCAUCAAUUGUUGAAGCUCCCUUUCGCAAAACUCGAGCUCCAAGGACUGAGCACCCUUCUGUACAACUGCUACCGAACGGGCAUGGAGUUCCUCCCGGAAUUCCCUUGGCCAGAAGAGCUCCUGGAUAGACUCCUCGACCUUGCACCCCACUCCGGGGAGAACCUGAUCGCUUUGGGAAAGAAAAUUCUCCAGGACGGAGAAAAUCAGUCGAAUAUCUUGAUCUGGACGAAGUUGCUCCUGCUGCUCGCUUGUUGCGGUCAGAGGGACGAAGCUAUAUCGAAGGGUGUCAAAUUGAUGCGCACGCUGUCGGCCAGUCUCAAGAGUUUUCGUGGCGAUCCUCUGAACUUCCUUGCGACAUUCAUUGAAAUCCACCUCGACAUUCAUCACCUCAUGACCUCGGAAAUCCACGAAAACGUCACCGAAAUUCCAGAUUUGAAGCCUUUGUUCAGCUUCUGGGGCGCCCUGGUCCAAGGCAGGAGAGCAACCCUUUCCGAAAUCGACGAGGGUAAUAUGGAAUUUCUACGAGCCCAUCUCAGGAAUCAGCGAACUGAAUUCUCGAUCGAAAUCGCGACCUUUUUCGAGCUCACGUCGCGGGGACCGCUCGAAGCUUACUCGUACCUCAGUAGUCAGGCGUCGCAUCUGAGCAAAGCCGCCUACCACCGUUUGAACAUCCUGUUGCACGUUUUGGUCAACAAACAUUUCUCCCCGUCGCUCACCAGCUUGAAAUCGACACUGCGAUUGGCUUGCACCGAACGACCCACCAAAGAGCAUCUCGCGCUUCUUGCGACCCUCGCCUACAAGAAUCCACUCGCGUGGAGAUCUUGUCCAAUACCUCAGGACGACGCCGAAAUCUCUUGGUUUUCCAUCCUGCUUUUCCAUCUCCUACGGAAUCAAGAAUACGAGGAUUGGCAAAAACGAGAGGAGGUCUCGUACUAUAGAGCGCCUCUUGGGAGUGUUCGACGGGCUAUGAGUCAACUGGGUGAGAUCCGCGAUCCUCUGUUCUGGCGACUGCAAGCAUGGGCGGAAAUGCAGGCUGGAGAACGCGACAAAGCUAAAGAACUUCUGCUGCGGGGGCUGCAGACUUGUCCUUGGUCGAAAGCCUUGUUCUUGGACUGCGCUUUGUACUUUGAAGACAUGCUCGAACAGAUCGUGGAUUCUCUCACGGAGAAAGGAUUGAGGCUGCGAACGCCAAUUGAAGAGAUUCAGCUUCUGACGGAGACAUCGACGACGGAGCCUGUGUCAAAUGAAUGA
Messenger RNA from Galendromus occidentalis (western predatory mite), 2916 nucleotides. RefSeq names its product protein NRDE2 homolog. Gene Ontology annotation, cellular component: catalytic step 2 spliceosome. The transcript is spliced from 6 exons. The record is from RefSeq and is a predicted model, not a curated record. The coding region runs from base 1 to 2916 and encodes 971 amino acids. Gene Ontology annotation, biological process: regulatory ncRNA-mediated heterochromatin formation; negative regulation of RNA catabolic process. Lineage: Eukaryota; Metazoa; Arthropoda; Arachnida; Mesostigmata; Phytoseiidae.